AUGUCCUCCAAACCACUCACCACUGCCCCCGCCGGCAAAGUCCUCAUCAUCCUCAGCGACGCCCGCUCCUUCCCACUCAAAAAAACCUCCGGCCCCUCCGCCGGCAAUUCUGUCGCCCAACCCACUGGCUACUUCCUCACCGAACUCGCCAAACCCCUCCAAACCCUCCUCUCCGCCGGCUAUGAAGUCACCUUCGCCUCCCCCCUCGGCUACGAGCCUAUCCCGGACCCCAACAGCGAGUCACUCCUCGCGUUCGCCGGGAACUUCUACGAGCGCCAGCGCGAGAAUGAGCUGAUCGACCGCAUGAAGCGCGAGAAUGGGUUCGCGAAGCCGCGACGGUUCGGAGAGAUCAGCAACGAGGAGCUGGAGGGGUUCGACGGGGUGUUUGUCCCCGGGGGCCACGCGCCGCUGACGGAUUUGGGCGACGACGAGGAGCUGGGGCGGAUCUUGCGGCAUUUCCACGCGCGGGGGAAGCCUACGGCGGUGAUCUGCCACGGGCCGUAUGCGUUCCUGAGCACGCGGGCGGGGGGGAAGGAGUUCGCGUAUAAGGGGUAUCAGAUCACGAGCUGGAGCGACGUGGAGGAGAAGGUGAUGGAUCGGGUGCUCGGGGGGGAUAUUCCGAAGGUGGAGACGGCGCUGAGGGAGGCAGGGGCGAAAAUGGUGGAGGGGGUAGGGGAGAAGAUUGGGAGGGUGACGGUGGACCGGGAAGUGACUGUCAAGCGUAUUAUGAACUUUCCAAGCCCUCGGUCGAUGUCAGAUAUAUCUGACAACUAUGAGAAUGGCACUAUCCCACGCGACAACGUGCUCACUGAAGACACUCGUAACUUCCGGAUGAAGACCCAGUCCUCCGUAGCAGCUACCAGUACUUACCACUUAUCAUAG
Molecule: messenger RNA, 882 nt
Organism: Eremomyces bilateralis CBS 781.70
Lineage: Eukaryota; Fungi; Ascomycota; Dothideomycetes; Eremomycetales; Eremomycetaceae
Product: class I glutamine amidotransferase-like protein
Exons: 2
Coding region: 1-882 (293 amino acids)
Source: RefSeq, a predicted model, not a curated record